Molecule: messenger RNA, 1729 nt
Organism: Mya arenaria
Lineage: Eukaryota; Metazoa; Mollusca; Bivalvia; Myida; Myidae
Product: WSCD family member CG9164-like
Exons: 5
Coding region: 242-1195 (317 amino acids)
Molecular function (GO): sulfotransferase activity
Source: RefSeq, a predicted model, not a curated record
GAUAUGGUCUCACGGUAUAAAGAAGUAUUGAUUUAACAUAAGCAAACCUUUUUAUCACUUAUAAUUAAUUAAUAUACAAUAACAAAGGCUAUCGUGUGGCUCUAAUUGCCAAUAAACAAUAGCAAAUGAUUACCAUAUGUGAUUUAAGAAACCAUUUUGAGUCAUAUAAUAUUUUCUUUGGUAAGCUAUACAAUCAGUAUUGGACUCCAAUUCAUUAACAAAGGGAAGGUAAACAAUCGGAAUGCCUAAGUUUAGAUGGAAUUUGAGACGUAGAUUUUGUACGAAAUUCUUUAAAGUGUGUUUAAUAUUUAUAGUUUUUACUGUAAUAGGAAAUUAUUUGUUUCUGCAAUCAAUAAGGAACAAUAAGGAAAAACAAAAAGCACUUAAGUAUACAUUUCCUCAAAGGAAUCUACAAGUGAGUACAUUAAUAACAAGUUAUAAAAAUAACCCAACUACGUCACUUCCGUGUAAGGCAAAGGAUAUCCGACUAUCUGAUCAUGCACUUCCGGUUACUGGGCUUAUCAGCUUUCCGGGCUCUGGGAAUACGUGGCUUCGUCAUCUUCUUCAACAACUGACAGGCAUUGGUACAUCGAGUGUCUAUUGCGACCGGUCCUUGGCGACAACGGGCUUCCCUUUUGAGUGUGAAAAAAGGUGGAACAGAACUCUUGCCGUAAAAUCACACCUUUUCAACGUGAGUGAUAUACACAGUUUUGACAGGAACAUUUUGCUGAUACGAACUCCAGCAGACGCCUUUCUGUCCUACUUCACCUACGCAGCAGGCUCUAGUAGCCAUACUAAAGUCCCCUCCAGACAGGAAAUAGCCAGGUUGGGUAACAUCUUGAUCUCUCCAAGUGCUAGCUGGCUUGUUUACAACAUCAAUAUAACGUUGACACAGAGCCGUGGUCGCGUGCAUGUUGUACAAUACGAGAACCUGAGAACAGACUUGAGGAAGGAGCUUAAGGAUUUGUCAGAGUUCCUACAAAUGGGCAUCACAGAACAGGACAUAGAUUGUGCGGUUCAGUUACAAGAAGGCUCAAACCAUAGACAGACCAACGCGUCGUAUCACAGAGAAUUACUUCAAUAUGUGUUUGAUGGAAGAAAGCAAGAACUAUUGAAGACAGUAACAUAUCAUGCUGAGAAAUUACUUCAAACGUAUUUGAAUAAACAUAUAGAUCUAAGUGACGUAUUUCGAUAAGCAUAAAAACAGUAUCAUAUCAUGUUUGAAAAUUAAUUGAUUUUUUUUCGGUUAUAUUAACCAAGAAACACUUACGACAGUUAAAGUAAAGACAUGUUAUAAGUUAUUAAAGUUGCACUCUCACAGAUUUACCGUUUUGACAACUUCAAAAAAAUAAUAAUUUUGUCUGGAAUGAGCCAAUUUUUGGGUAAAUAGCUCCAAACCAGUGAUAUAAAACUGCUGACAAAAGAUCAGAUCGCAGGUGUUCAUAUUUCCGUUUGAAAAUUAAUGUUUUAUGGCUAAAAGCGUUACUAACGGUUUAAGAAAAAUGCAUAAAACAUCAUUUUUUAAACUUAAAUAUGGUAAUCUGCACUCUGAUUUUUUGUCAGCACUCUUCUAUCACUGGUGUUAAUGCAUUUUCGUAUAAGUUGGCUCGUUCUAAAACAAACAAUAAAAAAAGUUGUCAAAACAAUCAAUCUGUGGGAGUGCAGCUCCAAGUUAUGAAAUGUUUUUUGCUGUGAAAUUACUACUACAUAUAACUAAUUUGAAUAAACA